AUGCCUCUCCAUCUUCUGGGCAAGAAGUCAUGGAACGUCUACAACGCCGACAACAUAGCGCGCGUGCGGCGCGACGAGGCCGAGGCCCGCGAGCGCGAGCUGGCCGAGGAACAGCGCAUGCAGGAGAUCGAUGGGGAGCGGCGCCUGGCCAUUCUCCGGGGCGAAGUGCCGCCGCCACUGCCCCGAGCGGCAUCGGCAGAGGACGCAGGGCCGGACGGUCGAUACCAGCGCGACGCCAGGGGCCAAGAGUCCUCGCGCGACUGGGCUAAGCAGGGAGGCGGCGAACGCAGGAAGCGCAAACGCGUGGGCGAGGACGACACGGACUUUGAGAUGCGCGUGGCGCGGGAGCGGGCGCAGUCGCACGGCGCGCCGGACUCGACGAUGCAGACGGGAUCCAGCACUGCCCUCGUGCCGCACAAGAGCAGCGACGCGCCGCUGACGGACGCCACCGGCCACAUCGACCUGUUUCCCGUGUCAUCUGCGUCCGGGACCGGGCCGCACCAGAAGAAUGCCGAGGCCGAGGCCGAGAAGGCCCGCAAGCGCCGCGAGUACGAGGACCAGUACACAAUGCGCUUCUCCAACGCGGCCGGGUUCAAGACGUCGGUCACCGAGGGCCCGUGGUACAAGAGCGGAAAAUCCGGUGAUGCGGAGCCGGGGCCUGAGGAGGCCGGAGAAGUGGGCAAGGAUGCGUUUGGCAACCCGGACCCGGGGCGGCGGAAUCGCGACGCCGCACGAAUUGAUGCGAAUGAUCCGCUGGCGAUGAUGAAAAGGGGCGCAAAGAAGGUUAGGGAGGUGGAGCGGGAGAGGAAGGUCCUGAAUGAGGAGAGGGAGCGGGAGAUGAGACGCCUGCGCAAGGAGGAGAGGAGGGACAGAAAGAGGCGCCGAGAAGACGACGACUUGGACGGGUUUAGCCUUGAUGGUCCUGCACCAGAGAGCCGCACACGGGCCCACGGGGCCAGGCGAGGCCAUGACGAGGAGAGACGGCGAAAGCACCGCUCAUCGCGCCACGAUGAGGAUCGUGAUCGCAGGGAGAGGAGCCACCGUUCCUCCGGCAGGGACAGUGAGAGGCAUGGGCAUCGAUCCGAACACCGGCACAGAGACGGUGACCGACGGCAGCAUUCCCACAAAGACCGCGAAUCCAGAGACAAGGAAAGCCAGCUAAGAGACAGCCGCCUUCGACGCGAGAUGUCGAGGACGGAUCAUUAUUAA
Molecule: messenger RNA, 1209 nt
Organism: Neoarthrinium moseri
Lineage: Eukaryota; Fungi; Ascomycota; Sordariomycetes; Amphisphaeriales; Apiosporaceae
Exons: 2
Coding region: 1-1209 (402 amino acids)
Source: RefSeq, a predicted model, not a curated record